Molecule: messenger RNA, 261 nt
Organism: Monoraphidium neglectum
Lineage: Eukaryota; Viridiplantae; Chlorophyta; Chlorophyceae; Sphaeropleales; Selenastraceae
Exons: 1
Coding region: 1-261 (86 amino acids)
Cellular component (GO): cell cortex
Molecular function (GO): actin monomer binding
Source: RefSeq, a predicted model, not a curated record
AUGAACGGCUUUGCGUCGCUCGAGAAGGACGGCCACGCGGGCGAGUUGGGCGGCAACGGCAUCAAGCUUGGCGAGGUCAAGUUCCAAGUGGUGCCCGGUGAUGAGACGGUGAUCCGCGGCAAGUCCAAGGGCGGCGGCCUGUGCGUCAAGCGCACCAACACCGCGCUCGUGAUCGGGGUGUACGACGAGCCCGUCGCGCCCGGCGACUGCAACGUGGUCGUGGAGAACUUGGGGGACUACCUGAAGAGCAUGGAGUACUAG